AUGGAACACUCACAAACUCAUUCUAGCCUGAUUUUGUUCAGAUUUUUCCUUUUUUUAUGGUGGACCACAUGUCUGCAAUCUGCAACACUAUCCACUUCUGGAAAUGAAUCUGAUCGCCUGGCAUUGCUAGACUUCAAGAAAAGAAUAACUCAAGAUCCUCUCCGUAUCAUGAGCUCAUGGAACGAUUCCAUUGAUCUCUGCAGUUGGCUAGGCGUUACGUGCAACCCUGCAACGAAAAGGGUCAUGGUUUUGAACCUGGAAGCUCAAAAAUUGGUAGGCUCCUUAUCUCCUUCUUUGGGAAAUCUUACUUAUCUUACUGGAAUCAACCUGAUGAACAACAGCUUUCAUGGUGAAAUUCCUCAACAAAUCGGUCGCCUACUGAGCCUGCAACAUCUCAACCUGUCUUUCAAUUCCUUUGGUGGGAAAAUUCCAUCUAAUAUAUCUCACUGUAUGCAACUAAGCGUACUCGCUCUUAGUUCCAAUAAGCUUUUUGGGUCAAUUCCUAACCAACUCAGUUCAUUGUUGAAUUUAGUUGGUCUAGGUCUUGGUAUUAACAAUCUCACCGGAACUAUCCCACAUUGGCUAGGAAACUUUUCAUCUUUGGAAAAUUUUGUGCUUGCUGUCAACAAUUUUCAAGGAAGCAUACCCAGUGAACUUGGGCGUCUAACAAACUUGAGAAGAUUUAUACUCUGGGAUAAUAAUCUGUCUGGUAUGAUCCCUCCUUCACUCUAUAAUAUUUCAUCCAUAUUCUACUUCACCGUUGCUAAAAACCAGCUGCAUGGAGAGCUACCACCUAAUGUGGGAAUUACUCUUCCUAAUCUUGAAGUAUUUGCCGGUGGGGUCAACAAGUUCACCGGAACUGUUCCUCUGUCAUUGUCCAAUGCUUCGAGACUUCAAGUGCUUGAUUUUCCAGAAAAUGGUCUCACCGGGCCAAUCCCCGCUGAAAAUCUUGCAACUUUGCAGAGCUUAGUUAGACUCAACUUUGAUCAAAAUAGACUAGGAAGUGGGAAAACUGGUGACCUGAAUUUUCUCAGUUUCCUAGCUAAUUGUACUAGUCUUGAGGUGUUGGGUCUUAGGGGUAAUCAUUUUGGAGGAGAAUUGCCAGCAUCAAUCGCCAACCUUUUACCCAACUAA
Messenger RNA from Prunus armeniaca (apricot), 1134 nucleotides. The record is from the annotation of a GenBank genome assembly. NCBI's taxonomy places the organism in Eukaryota, Viridiplantae, Streptophyta, Magnoliopsida, Rosales, Rosaceae.